AUGAUCCGGCCCGUGGACAUGAUGGGCAAUGGGGGCUCCGACGCUCUUCCUCGUGCGCCAAGCGGCAGCGCGCUGAGUGAGCGCUCUCCGCUGCUACGUGCAAUGGGUCAGAACGACUCGACAUCCUUUGAAGGCUCGUACAUGUCCAUGCCGGCGCCGUCGAGCGACAAUGGGCGUCUGUCGGACACCGGCCAGUUCCAGCCGCUGAUCUUCGCGGAGAAGGCAUUGGCUGCUCUUCUAAACGGGGUGUUACUGUACGCUUUAGGCUGCGUCGUGGGGGUGGCGCUAGUCUCGCUCAACUUCGAAGGCGUCUUAGGCGCACGUGUCAACUGGUGGCUGAUCUUCCUGCCCUUCUGGUUGGCCAAUGUAGCCAUGCUGUAUGCACAUAUAGCGUCCAUCCGCCACGCCAAGACACUGCGACGUUGGGCCGACGUCGAAUCCAUGAGCAACGAGCCGCUGCUGCCACUUCUCCGCCGUAUUGUGCUGGUCUACGCGAUCAGUGUACCUCUCACGGUGCUGCUGCUCUGGAGCGAGUUGGCCUUCUGUGCCAGUCUGCAGCAUACAGCAGCCACCAGUCUCUACAUCUGCUACGCUCCACUCAUGGUCAUCCAAGUGGCUUUUGUAGUGCGAUAUCUGCUCUGCAGAUCCGACAGCACGUUGCCGGGAAUAUGCUGGGUGCUCAUGUUCGUGUUCACAUUGCUACUGGCCUAUCAGACUGACACUCAACGAAGAUUCGGGUCGCUUGAGAUGAUGCAGCCUCCAGUAUCGUGGUGGAUCGUGUUCGCUCCAUUAUUCGUCUUUGAGCUGCUUAUGACGGGGUCUCUGCUGCUGGUUCUGUACAAUGAAUUUGCCGGUAUUUACCGGUUAACUCGAUGGCAACUGGCAGCUAGUGUACUGUACUCGUUGGCUCUUGUAGCCGGGGUAAGUGGCGAGCUUAUGUUGCUGGAGCAAGUGGACUACCACUGGGGGACAUUCACUUUCCCUUCCGGAAUGAUGUUCUUCGGUCUGGUGUGUGCGUGUGUGGCCAUGUAUAUUGUGGGUCGCCACCACGUAGAAGAGCUCAUGGCUUCCAAGGGUGGUGCAGUGCCUGUACCGCUUACAAGAACAGCAGACGGGUGGAUCACCAGUCAUGCCGUAGUAGAGCAAUGGGUUCUCUUCGGAGAUAUCUACCUCACCCCACAAGGACUUCAGCUACGCAACCAGAAGACAAGAAGCAACUCUGGAGUCGAGUCGGAGGCAGCAGGCAGUCGCAUCUUGCGCCAAAUGAAGGGCCUGUUAACCCGAGUCGCCUCGGAGGAGAACAUUGGCGACAACGAUCCAGAACGCCGUAUCCGUAAUGUACUGCGACGAAAGACGUCAGGCAGCUACAGUGACAUCACGCUGGAGGUCGUCGAUACCCCGAGAACUCCGAAUGAUGGCAAACGUUAA
Messenger RNA from Phytophthora nicotianae INRA-310, 1428 nucleotides. RefSeq lists its product as hypothetical. The record is from RefSeq and is a predicted model, not a curated record. NCBI's taxonomy places the organism in Eukaryota, Oomycota, Peronosporomycetes, Peronosporales, Peronosporaceae. The transcript is spliced from 2 exons. Bases 1 to 1428 code for a protein of 475 amino acids.